CCCGAAAACUAACCGGUCUCGACCACUCACCGCAGUGCCGUCGAACGAUUUGUGCGAAACCUCCCUGGUUUUAAAUAUCAUCGUUGUUCAUACAUUGCACGGUUUAUCGCCAUUUUUGUCGUUCGUAUCCAUUCGUUUUUCGUGUGUUUCUUUGGCAUAUCAAAAUUGGAUAAUAUACUACACGGACGAAAAGAGAACUUCAUCACGGUCGCCGUGGAACGCGAUAAACUUCAUCCAAGAUAAGCGUACGCGUGUUAUAUGGAGGAAUUGCAGGGACGACGUGCGGUGGUUGGUUAGGUCAGGAGGCAUGACUGGAUCGUUGCGUCUAAGCGCCCUGCUGCUGCUGUUGCUGUCCCGCUGGGCGUCCGCAGACUUGGAGAAGGGUGAAGACGAGUUCGUGCGUAGCUGGGUCAUCAUCGAGGAACAGUUGGUGCCGCCGUCUAGGGACGAACUGCUGGCGGCUGGCGGCGGCGGUACUACCGGCGGUGGCGGGGCCGGUCGCCGGAUCACGCCCAAGUCGGUGUUCGUGGCACCCGCGUUUAACAAGUGUUCCGACGGUUAUCGGGCAGACAGCAUGGGCCGGUGCGUCAAGGUGGUCAAGCUCAACCAGGCAGCCCAGUGGGACUUCUUGUUGAAGCAGCUCAACUCGCAGUACAGCGCAAGUGGCAUGGGCGUUGGAUUUCCGAUGAUGCCGGCUGCUGCUGCCGUCUCGGCUUACCAACCUACGCCGUUGUCCACUACGACGACCGAACCGCCGCCGCAGCAGAAGACCGACAGCCCGGGACCAUUCCAACUGAACAUACCUCUGUCCGGUGGCGGCGUGGACUUGAACAAUCAUACGAUGGAAACCGUCGACGAGCUGACUACCAGCACCUCAAUGGUCGGCACCACUGUAGCUGGUACCACCGCAACGACAACGAACACGGCCAUCGCUACGAUCACAGCCACGGACGCUACCGUCACUGCGAUCACGGGUGACGACGGCGACGUCGCUGGCACCAUCGCUGAAGACACGGACGACCAGACUAUCACGACUGAUGUCCUAAUGGAAACCACUGUUACCGUGCAACCGCGACCAUACCGCAAUCGCUAUCAGACGCCACCGCCGCCGCUUGUCCAAGACGUCAGUGGCACUGUCACUCCUUCAUACGACUCGACGACAACCGGGACGGACACAAAGACAAAGUACGUCGACAACAGUAGAACGACGACCGUCGAGUCAGACGACACAUCGCAGACCAUCAGAAUCGACGGAGCCACGUUACCGUCAUCGUCGCCACCGCCUGCUGUUACCACUACCGCGGUAGAUGACGCGAAUACGGAAGAACCGACAACUGGUACAACGACGACGUCGACGACGACAGAAACCGAAGACGAGGACGUAGUGACAGUGUUAGCUGUAGCCGCUGCCAUGGACGGCGGUUUCGGCGCAGCCGGUAGACCAAGUACCCAGACGCGGGCACCGUCUACGACCAACCGGAUGCAGUCGACGACUGGCGGCGGACGGACGCAACAGCUGGCUGCAGACACAGCUACUCCGGAAUACUACGACGACCAACCGGAAGAUCCGACAUCAGCGCCGGUGCCGGAUUGUUCGGCCCCAAACUCUUACCUGUACUACACGGCGUGCUCAGACUUCCGGCAGCAACAGCUCCAGCAACAGCAACAACAGCAGCUUCAGCAGCAGCAGCUACUGGUUCAGCAGCAUCAGCAACAGCAGCAGCUUUACCAGCAGCAGCAGCAGUUCUACCAGCAGCAGCAGCUUCAGCAGCAACAGCAACAGCAGCAGCAGCAUAACCACGUAGCGACGGCGUUGGUCAAACAACGUCCGGUGGUCGGCGGAGGCGUUCAGAUCCGGUUUCCGGAAGAAAGCGAUCCGGCCGCGGUGGCGGACAACGCGAAUCUGAUCCGGUUCCCGGGACCAGCUCCGUACCGGACCACUAACAAGAUGUACGAAAGCAGCAGGCACCCUACGUGGUGGCCGACGGGAUGGCCAGAACAUCAGAAACAGCAGCAGGAUGACCCGGUACAACAGCAUCGCCGUCUCCACCAUUAUCUGCCGCAACAGAAACAGGAUGUCCGACUCUGGGAAUUCGGGUCUAGGUUGCCGAAGUCCACCACAACAACCACAGCCAUCCCACCUCCCCCAUCGCCAUCACAGUGGCUCCACAGGUUCUUCUGACGCGGACGAGACAGGCUGCUGAUUCGUCAAUGAUCGUAUAAAUACAAAUAUAAUUAUUUUAUACUACAAAACACAUGUACACCCUCAUCGUUUUAUUAAUAUAUAAUCUUAG
This is a messenger RNA of Sipha flava (yellow sugarcane aphid), 2294 nucleotides long. Its product is annotated as AF4/FMR2 family member 4-like. The transcript has 3 exons. NCBI's taxonomy places the organism in Eukaryota, Metazoa, Arthropoda, Insecta, Hemiptera, Aphididae. The record is from RefSeq and is a predicted model, not a curated record. The coding region runs from base 308 to 2182 and encodes 624 amino acids.